CUCGAGAGUUUUUUGUUUACAGUUUUGCAACCUUGCAGUCUUUCAUCGGCCGCAUGCAUUCGUUUGUACUCUUUUUCACAGAGGCUUGCCUGAUACAAUCACUAGUACAUCUGCACACUGGGGUUUGCGAUCAGUAUCGCGUCCAUCACAGGCCUGUCCAUGUUUGUGUACGGUCCCAUCUUCUGUCUCUGCGUCGUCUCUGCGUUCGCGUGCGCGGUCCUCUACAACCUCGGUAUAUUCCUGAUGCACGAGUUCUGGGCCUUCUGGAAUUUGGUUCAUGCGCUCAAGGAUGAUCUCUUUGGUUCGACCACAGGAGCCGAGGGCCCAAACGAAGGAUCCUGGGGCGCUACUGAUGAUGUGCGGUCUCCUCCGCCCUAUCUGGCUGAUAGACCCCGAGAUUGGGGUUCUACAAAAGUCCUACAGACCAAGCCGACUCCUGCAACGUCGGUGGCGAGCUCUCAUUCUGGGAGUAUGACUGGACAUGGUGGCCGUAAGAGUCUUGGAGCGCCGGAACAAUCACAACAGCAUGUCAGGGCCGAAAGAGUUAUACCUUAUAAAGCCAGAUAGCAACUGUUUAGCAGGACCCACGCGUUUCGCGAGCGAAGGUCAUUAUCAAGUCCAUACUUCGUAGCGCGUCCACCAAAAUGGAAUUGAAAUACAAUUGCAG
Messenger RNA from Gamsiella multidivaricata, 667 nucleotides. RefSeq lists its product as uncharacterized. NCBI's taxonomy places the organism in Eukaryota, Fungi, Mortierellomycota, Mortierellomycetes, Mortierellales, Mortierellaceae. The transcript has a single exon. The record is from RefSeq and is a predicted model, not a curated record. Bases 160 to 567 code for a protein of 135 amino acids.